Messenger RNA from Candoia aspera, 700 nucleotides. It is a transcript of the gene EFCAB10, whose product is annotated as EF-hand calcium binding domain 10. The record is from RefSeq and is a predicted model, not a curated record. Gene Ontology annotation, molecular function: calcium ion binding. The transcript is spliced from 4 exons. The coding region runs from base 121 to 504 and encodes 127 amino acids. NCBI's taxonomy places the organism in Eukaryota, Metazoa, Chordata, Lepidosauria, Squamata, Candoiidae.
GCCCAGCGGAGCGCCAGAUGAGAAAACUGAUUGGCCAAGCGCCUCGCAAUCUCGCGUCACGUGAGCCGCCUUUCAAGGGAUGGCGCAGGGCGCGUUCUCUUCCGUCGCCUAGCAACGGCGAUGGACCGAGAAACGGAGGGUCGUGAGUACCUGGCGCAGCACAAAAUCCCGGAACUUUUGUACAGCCUGACUGCGUUGCUUCUCUUCCACCGGCCAGAAAGUCCAAGAGAGUUUUUGAUAAAGACAUUGGAAAAAGUAAAGUUUGCAAAAUUGACUAAUGUGGAUUAUCCCAAUCUUAUGGAUGAGUCAAACUUGGAUGCAAUGUUUGAAAUGCUAGAUGUUGCAGGCCAAGGCUACAUAAAUGUAACACAAUACAAAGGAGCACUUGAAUCUUUGGGAUUGAGUACUCAGGAUAUAAUUUAUGAAGAAAAUGCACUAAUUACAUUAGAUACCUUCAAGGGAAAUGUGAUGACAAAAUUUGCUGAACUGUGGGAAGCAUUUUAAUCGUGGAUAUUCUCAUCUGAAAUAUUUUUUACUUUCUGAAAAAACUAGCAAUUCCAUUUAGAUAUAAUGGCCUUCACGUGUACUAACUGUACCAUCAUUGAAGCAGAUAUAAAAUCUCUCCUUUUCCUGUAUUUCAAAAUCUUCAAAACUGUUAUAAUACUGAAUUUGCUAAAUAAACACUAGGAGUAUUAGCCAA